Molecule: messenger RNA, 1070 nt
Organism: Venturia canescens
Lineage: Eukaryota; Metazoa; Arthropoda; Insecta; Hymenoptera; Ichneumonidae
Product: NFU1 iron-sulfur cluster scaffold homolog, mitochondrial-like
Exons: 4
Coding region: 127-960 (277 amino acids)
Biological process (GO): iron-sulfur cluster assembly
Cellular component (GO): mitochondrion
Molecular function (GO): 4 iron, 4 sulfur cluster binding; iron ion binding
Source: RefSeq, a predicted model, not a curated record
UCGAGUCAGCUGUUUUUAUUUUUGUAAAACGCAAUGAAUGCAACUCCAACAUAACCUCGCAAAGAAAGAUUCGUGUUUUCUACACGUUAUGAGUCGCAGUAUUGACAGUUACAAGAAACAUUAAGAAUGGAUAAAGUUUUAACGAGAUCGUUAAUGUCUUGUCGAGUUUUGAGCUGCAGAUCACUCUUUGGUUGCCAAUGUACACAGAUUGUAAACAAUAAUGCGAAACAACUCCACUAUAAAACCGAACGGUUUCAACCUCAAUUGUGCUCGGUAAAAAAUAAAAUUCCUGCUAUACAAAUACCAAGGCGUAGCAUGUUCAUACAAACCCAGGACACACCAAAUCCAAACAGCGUUAAAUUUUUACCUGGAGUUCCCGUUCUUGAGGAAGGUCAAACUAAAGAUUUUCCCAAUGCAACUGAUGCUUAUUGCUCUCCUCUCGCCAAAAUGCUUUUUCGCAUUGAAGGUGUCAAAUCCAUAUUUUUUGGACCCGAUUUCAUCACGGUUACCAAAAUUGAUGAAGAUGUUGAAUGGAAACUUUUGAAACCAGAAAUUUUUGCUACAGUGAUGGAUUUUUUUGCUAGUGGAUUACCUGUCAUGUCAGAAGAUCAACCAUCCUCCGAUACACAAAUAAAUGAAGAUGACGACGAGGUUGUUCAAAUGAUAAAGGAACUAUUGGACACGAGGAUUCGUCCCACAGUCCAAGAGGAUGGUGGUGACAUAGUAUACAUGGGCUUCGAGAAGGGUAUCGUUAAACUGAAGAUGCAAGGUUCCUGUACAAGUUGUCCGAGUUCUGUAGUGACUUUGAAAAAUGGAGUGCAAAAUAUGAUGCAAUUUUAUAUACCUGAAGUACUGGGUGUUGAACAAGUCGAGGAUGAAACAGAUAAAAUCACAAACAAAGAGUUUGAAAAGUUUGAACAGAAGAUCAAUGGUGGUGCGACCAUCGGCGAACAAAAGUGAAUUUUGUAACUACGGGUCGGACUAGCUCUCAAAUUGUACUAUAGUUAUGUAAUUAAGAUUUCGAUAUUGAAAAUAACUCUUUGUAUAGAAAUAAACUAGUGCAAAAACCA